Molecule: messenger RNA, 468 nt
Organism: Babesia bigemina
Lineage: Eukaryota; Apicomplexa; Aconoidasida; Piroplasmida; Babesiidae
Exons: 1
Coding region: 1-468 (155 amino acids)
Source: RefSeq, a predicted model, not a curated record
AUGAAGGAAUCCUCCAAAAGCGACCGUAAAACCCGCAAGCGGUCAGCGGCGGAGGCCACCGAAGAAUCUAUCGCACCAACUGCUGAAACAAAGCAAGAAGAUGAAAAAAGCGGCUCUAAUUGGCUGGCCAAAUUUCUGGAAAAGUUGGACGCCGGCAGGAAGACGGCAUCGGCAGUAACGCAGCAGCAGGUGCAGGAGUCGGACGAUAGCUCCGAUGAGGAAACUACGGAGGUCACCGAGCCAAAGCAUCAGCGGAAGGCCCUUUCGUAUUCGGAGCUGCUGUUCGCAGACCUCUCUGAGGCUUCUAGCCUCAUGAAGAAGUCCCACUUCUGCCAGAUGGAAGUCUGCGAGGAAACGUGGCAACAGUACAGGGAGUUCAUGUACAAGAAAUAUCGUAGCCAGGUGUGCAAACUGAAGCGGCGUGCGCAGAGCGAAGGCGACAAGAAUACUAGUAGCCAUGGGGACUAG